AUGUCAGAAACAACUUCAUUGCCCGAACCCUCUAACGGACAACUGCCCGUACGGUCGGCCAGGGGUAGAAAGUGCCCAUAUUGCCCCCGUCAUUUCCUCAAGGUCGACCACUAUACCAGACAUGUCCGCUCCCACACCAAGGAAAAGCCUUUUGUCUGUGAUGUUUGCUUCAAGAAGUAUCCUCGCAAUGAUACGUUGCUCCGACAUAUGAGAACUCACAAUGCCAAAAAUGCAAACACGGCUUCUGACAUCAAGGGUAUCAUCUUUAUGCCCGGCAUUGAUCCCAAAUCUCGCAUUUCUAGGGCAUCACGGCACCGACAUGACGCUGAAAGCACACCUUCAGAAGACCAGCAUCCACGCGCUGCGACGCAACUGGAUCAUAAUGCUAUGGGCAUGCACCAUCUCUUCUCGCCAUCUACGGGCCUCAUCGAGAAUGGUAUAGGUGAGAAUAUUGGUCAACACUCACCCAACCUGCUAGACCCUCACCUAGGAUCAGAUGUCAAUCUAUCCUUGCACGAAAGUCAUACUUCCGCGUCUUUCCAACCAAGCAUCUACAGUGAAGAUUUUGCAGAAUCCGGCCUGUCCCUACCAGAUCACACACAGGAUCUACUGUCAUCAAAAUCGGUUGACUCGGCAAAUUGGCUUCUGACCAACGACUUUGACUUCUCCAUCUUUGACGACAUCAAUAAUCAUCAUUCAAUCGAUGUUUAUGAUCCUUACGGCCGAGACCUAACAACACUACCCGCCAUUGAAGAAACCUCACCUGAAAGCACGGGCCCUGGCCCAGAAGUCGCAGACCUUAGGCAUCUGUGGUACACGCCUGUACCCAGCAUUGUAUCCGGAUUUGAAGCCAGUCAAGUCCCACGUAGUGUCUUAGUUGGCUCACCUCAAACCAACGAGGAGAUUGAUGAAGAAUAUCGCGCCAAUCUAGCAAACAAGCUACAGCCUCCAAUACGCAAUGAGCCAUUACCGUCCAUUGAGCUCCUGAACCUUUGCAUACACAUGUUCUUCAAGCGCUUCAAUCUCGCCUUGCCACUUGUGCAUGCCCCGACCUUUCGACCAACGACAGCCGACCCACUGCUGGUACUUUCCAUCUGCUCCGCAGGGGCAUUGUCAAUGGGUUCGGCUGUAGCGAGCAAAACAGGAUGCAUGCUCUUCGAGCGAGUCCACAAAGCCCAGGUGGGCCAGCCUUUUGAGAAGAUGGUCUUGGGAAAGCCAGAUAAAAUACGGGCAACAAUGAAAGCAUCUAUGGUGGGGCAGACGUUUGCUUUACUUUCUGCGCACUCGUCUCAUCUUUAUGUCGCCUCCUCAUUUCACGGUACCUUGAUUUCUGCUGCUCGCCAUGCACGACUUUACCACCGUACGUCUGCAUUUGAACUGAAGAGCGACCUGAGCUCUGAAGAAUUGAUUAAUUCAUGGCACAUAUGGGCGCGAAGAGAAGAACUGAAAAGAUUAGUUCUUGCACAGUAUAUCCAUGACGCCGAGCUCGCCGCUUUGUUCCAUCAUGAGCCGAUCUUCCGCCACCAUGCUGCUGUCCUCCCUGAGAUCUCGAGCUCGGCUCUUUUUGAGGCUCCCUCGGCACAGAUUUGGGCGCAGAAAUGGAAGGAAGAGCAUGAUGCUCGUGAGUUGGCCGGGAGUUCGCAGCCAUCGCCGACCUUUGCCGGUGGGUCAAGGUGGUGCGCCCAACCGUACUCGACCGACACUCCCAUGCUUGUGAGAUACGCACUACUGUCCGGGAUAGCCGCGUCCAUCGCUGAGAGCCGCCAUCUGAAGUAUCUUGAUCCUGAGGUAGUUCAUCGAUACGAGGCCGAGUUAAUACACUGGCACAAUACUUUUUCUGAAGACCACACACAACCCUCGUCGCAUUCGGACCUGGCUGAGGUUCCGUUCAGCCUCAAUCCACUUUGGCACUAUACAUGCAUGACGUUGACAACAGACCUUGACAUGCUGGAGCGUGCGGUCGGUAAGGACGGCUCAAGUGUAUCCUCUUCAGUCCAACAAUACGUCUAUGCUUGGAUCAGCUCGCCGGAUUCAAAGCGGUGCUUGUAUCACGCAUUGAAAUUGCAACAGUCUGUUUCUGAUUCCAGUGUUGGGGCUGUCACUGCGAUUCACACACCAAGAAUUCUCUUUGCUGCUGCAAUUUGCUGGCAAGCAUACAUAAUAUACCGGCCGCACAUUUUGGAUGCUUUGCAAAAUGAGGGCAAAGGAGGGACUAGAGCGGAUGGCUCCGGGACAAAAACAAUGCACGCCUUUCAGAGUAACCCAUCUAACACAUCUAUGGUGGCAAUAGGCGAUGAUGGAGAUUCACAGAAACUAGACAAAAUUUUGGCUACGAAUGCAGCCGAGAUGAAGGCCGCCACUCUCUGCAUCCUUGAGAGCACCUUGCGCCGUCUGGGAUCGUGGGGGAUCUCGAGAUCAUUCGCUGAUUUAGUCCGAGCAUUUAUCUUUGGAACGGAUGCUUGA
Messenger RNA from Exophiala mesophila, 2463 nucleotides. RefSeq lists its product as uncharacterized. Gene Ontology annotation, biological process: DNA-templated transcription; regulation of transcription by RNA polymerase II. Gene Ontology annotation, cellular component: chromatin. Gene Ontology annotation, molecular function: DNA-binding transcription factor activity, RNA polymerase II-specific; RNA polymerase II cis-regulatory region sequence-specific DNA binding; zinc ion binding. Bases 1 to 2463 code for a protein of 820 amino acids. NCBI's taxonomy places the organism in Eukaryota, Fungi, Ascomycota, Eurotiomycetes, Chaetothyriales, Herpotrichiellaceae. The record is from RefSeq and is a predicted model, not a curated record. The transcript has 7 exons.